AUGGCCGUCGAUGAAGAAGCAAUAUCAAAAAGGGUUACCAGUGUACUGGAGACACAUUUAGAAAGUGACAAGGAUGCACUAGAAGCGUUAAAAGAGAUUUCAGAGUUUUAUACUGAAAAUACCUUGGAAUGUAGAAGAGGCUUAAGAACUAAAAUAGAAAAAAGAAGUCUUGCAUUGAAUGAAAAUUUUUUGGCAUCUUUUGAAAAAGUGAAAAAUGCUGUAAAUGCUUUACACGACAAUGUGAAUUCUUUAAAUGCAUCUGUCAUGUCUAUGUCAUCCCAAUUGAAAGAUACUAAAGCAGACACUCAGAACUUGAUUGAACUCACAAAACGAUUACAACUCGAAAGGAAAAGUGUGUCCAACCAGCAAUUAUUGGCAGAUGCUUAUGUGAAAACAUUCCAGUUGAAUUCUUCUGAAGUGGCUUGUCUUCGAUCUAACAAUGUCACUCCUGAAUUUUUUACAGCUCUACGCAAAACCCAAAAUAUUAGUAAUAAUUGUAAAGUGCUUAUGCAAGCUGGUCAUCAAACAUCAGCACUUAGUUUGAUGGAACAGAUUUCUACCUACCAGGAAAUGGCGAUGGAUGUAUUAUAUAGAUGGAGCCAAUUGUACUGUAAAGACAUUGAGUCCACAGUUACUGGUCCUCUACUCGUAUUUGCCAUGGAAGUGUUGCAAGACCGACCAGUAUUAUUUAAAUAUGUAUUAGAAGAGUACUGUACAGUUAGACAAUCUGUAGUCGCACAAAGAUUCAUAGAUGCUCUGGCAGCAAACAGUUCAAAUGAUACUUCAUUGAAAACGUAUUCAAAAGACAUACGGCAGUACAUUAACAACAUGUUAUCAUGGUUGAUUGAUCAUGUUCCAAUUGAAAGGAAGUAUCUUACAUAUCUGUUGAAAAACUGUGAUAAAUUAAAUGUUGAUGAAGAAAUAUCAUUAUGUAUGAGUAGCAUAACUGAAGGAUUGUGCAGUCCUUUAGCAUCACGUGUAGAGAGUGUACUGCAUAUGAAUGAAAACCCAAUUGACCUCUACGGUGUCGCUAGUUCACUGAAAUUCUAUCUUCAAAUAGUAAUUAAAACAGUUCCCUCUGGACAACUGUGUCAAACAAUUGAAGAAUUACAUAAAACUAUGGAAUGUGUGUUUUUAAACAAACUUCAAAACUUAGUACGGGAUACUCUUUUGGAACGUAUUGAAGCACCACCAUUAGAUUUGUCCCCUUCACCUGGUAUUGGACAUUUAUUAAAUAUCCUCAGGCAAGUGUUGUCAGUGGCUGCAGUUACUGAAGACAAACAAGAAGAUACGUCAAUGAUAGUAUCUUGCGUUUUGGAACCAUUACUUCAAGCAAUCAAUUUAAGUGCUUCGCGACUAACCCCCUUAGACAUGGCCGUUUACCAUCUCAAUUGCUUGUAUGACAUACAUGAGACACUAAGGCAGUACCAGUAUGUUGAAGACAAACUUGAAAAAUUACAGGUUCAAAUGGCUGUGCAAAUAGAAAUUGUGUCUGCUGAACAAGCAAACUAUCUUGUCACACAUUUAAAUCUUGAGGAAAUUCAAACCAUUUUACAAGGUCAUGGAGCAAAUAUUCCACUGUCUCAGAUCCAAGGGAUGGAAGCUGAAAAUUUGAUAAAUUUUUUGAGUAAAUUGGAAAGCAUGCUAGUCAUGCCUCAUACUGUUGCGGUACCGCAAAUUGGUUGUCUGAAAAAUCCUUUACAUUUAAGUAAGGUUAGGCGGCAAUCUAAUGAAGUGAUUUCUGCUGUUUAUAAACAACUAUACGAACAUGUACAUAAUCCAACUAAUGAAUAUGAUAACCCAUCAGCAUUGAUGUCUAGAACGCCGGAUCUCGUGUAUCAGUUAUUAGUCAACGAUGAAAAUCCAUUGUGA
Macrosiphum euphorbiae (potato aphid) is the source of this 1872-nucleotide messenger RNA. The record is from the annotation of a GenBank genome assembly. Lineage: Eukaryota; Metazoa; Arthropoda; Insecta; Hemiptera; Aphididae.